AUGGCAAAAUUCUCUACUUUGUGUUUGCUGCUUAUCAUCCUCGUGAUCAUCUGCGAUGAUAGAAUGGUGCAAAUGGCAGAAGCAAAAGACUGCCACAAAGUUUGGAACUGCAAGGGAGAUAACCAUUGCUGGGAAGACUGUAAAAAUCGAUACAGUGGAAAAGGAAUGUGUGACUUAUACACAGCACCUGGUGUUCCCAAGCAGUGCUUUUGUGCAUACAAAUGCUGA
This is a messenger RNA of Quercus lobata, 228 nucleotides long. RefSeq names its product low-molecular-weight cysteine-rich 18 (gene LCR18). Lineage: Eukaryota; Viridiplantae; Streptophyta; Magnoliopsida; Fagales; Fagaceae. Bases 1 to 228 code for a protein of 75 amino acids. The record is from RefSeq and is a predicted model, not a curated record. The transcript has 2 exons.